This is a messenger RNA of Gaeumannomyces tritici R3-111a-1, 758 nucleotides long. RefSeq names its product thioredoxin. The record is from RefSeq and is a predicted model, not a curated record. Gene Ontology annotation, molecular function: protein-disulfide reductase activity. Bases 14 to 532 code for a protein of 172 amino acids. The transcript is spliced from 2 exons. Lineage: Eukaryota; Fungi; Ascomycota; Sordariomycetes; Magnaporthales; Magnaporthaceae.
AAAAAAAAAAAAAAUGUCCAGGCUGUUCAUCAAGUCAAUCCUCCCCACCACAAUCUUCGCCCGACCUUUGGUCACUGCAUCAUCCACACAAAGACUCGCCUCGGCCGCCGCUAGGAGAACACCAUCAGCACCAGUCCCCUUCCUAGCCUGCACGCCGACGACGACGACUCGGAUCCCCGCCCGAGGCUUUCGCAGCACCCCCGCAAACAUGACUGUCCACGAGGUCACGACGGGCGACGAGUUCAAGGCCGCGCUGGCCGGCAACAAGGUCGUACUCGUCGACUUUUACGCCACCUGGUGCGGCCCGUGCCGCAUGAUCUCGCCCAAGGUGUCCGAGUGGUCCGAGAAGUUCCCCAACAUCCACUACGUCAAGGUCGACGUCGACACCGUGCCCGAUGUCUCGCAGGAGUACGGCAUCCGCGCCAUGCCCACCUUCCUGCUCUUCAAGGACGGUGAGAAGGCCGACGAGGUCGUCGGCGCCAACCCUCCCAAGCUGGAGGCCCUCAUCACCGCGGCGCACGCAGAGGUUUGAGUCGGCGUGUCUGCAUGGUAGCAUCAAACUCAUCGUCGGCAUUUACGGCAUGGGCGCAGGAUGGAAAAGAUGCUCGAAUAUAUAAAUAAGCUCCCAAAAAAAAUACACCACUGUCAUCAGUUCCUAUGAGGACAAAGAUGCUAUAACACAUGGUAUCAUUAAACGUGUGCGAGUUACAGACUGCUGCAGACUGUGUAUGCCUUGUUAAAGCAGCGCUGAGCAGGAG